AUGAAGUCCCUCUUGCAUCUCUCGGCACUUGUCCUCGGACUCGCUACCGCCAAUGCCGUUACCGUAAACCAGACGACCUCGGUGUACACCUUUGCGAACGACCGCCUCUCGUUCAACGUGGUCAAGAAGAAUGGCUACAUACAGAAUCUUCUGUUCGACGGUAUUUCCGUUCUCGGCACCCUCUCAGGCAACGCGGGUCAAUUGUACACAGACUUUCCGUCGAACGGCUUCGUCCUGACAGGCAGCUCUGCGGCUGAAAUCGUGCAAGGGGCAGAUUACGCCGGCAUCGUUCUCACCGACAAUGACACCGCUUCUGGCUCCUUGGUCCAGAGGUCGUGGUUCCUUCGCGAUGGGGAGACGGGGCUUCAUUCAUUUGUCCGGCUUGCGUAUCACAACGCUACAGGGCCGUCCAAGGGCGCGCUGGGCGAGGUCAGGACCAUGUUCCGUCCUAAUGGCGGCCCUUGGACGACUCUUGUGACCAACUCUGAGCAAUGGGCGCCAAUUCCCGGAGCUGCUGCAACUGCAAAACAGGUCCAAGUACAAGACGCUACUUGGUACCUCGGUCUUACCCCAGACGACGGCUAUGUUCAGCAGGAAUCGGAUUACUGGACCAAGUACACGUUCGCCGACAACCAAACAAACAAGGCGCAUGGUUUGUACGGCCAAAGCUCGAGCGGUACUCCCGUCGGAGCGUGGUGGGUGGUGAACCAGAAGGACACCUUCUUUGGCGGACCGUACCACGUCGACUUGAUGGUCGAUGGGAUCAUAUACAACAAGCAAUCUACCGGCCAUGGUGGUGCUACGUCGCCCAAUAUCACCAAUGGCUUCGACAGGACGUUUGGCCCGCAGUUUCUGUAUCUCAACCGUGCCCCGAAUGCCAGGCAAGCGGUUGCGCAAGAUCUCUUGGCCGAUGCAGAGAAAUACGCGGACCCCGCGUGGAACGCCGAGUUCUACGAUGAAAUCGCACCCCAUGUGGUUGGAUAUGUUCCCAGCUCGUCGCGCGGUUCCUUCUCCGCUCGAGUGCAAGUACCUCAAGGGGCGACGAAUGUAAUCGCCAUUUUGAGUGCGAAUGGGGUCCACUUCCAGGAUAGCGCCGCCGAUAUCACCGCGUACCAAUACUGGGUUACGGACGUCCAGAACGGGGUAGUCAACAUCGACCGCGUCAAGGCCGGGACGUAUCGCCUGACUGUAUCUGCCAACGGCAUUUUCGGGGACUAUAUCCAAGACAACGUCGUCAUCGAGGCCAAGAAAAACACCAACGUCGAGGCGACCUGGGUAGCCGAGUCUGCGGGGACAGAGCUCUGGCGCAUCGGCGUCCCGGACAAGACCGCGGGCGAGUUCAAGAACGGCUGGGAACGCGACACGACCCACCCGCGACAGCCAUCAAAGUAUAGGAUCUUCUGGGGUGCUUGGGACUUCCCCAACGAGUUCCCGGGCGGGGUCAACUUCACUGUCGGGCAAAGCGUGGAGGAGAAGGACUGGAACUAUGUGCAUUGGUCGCAAUAUGGCCCUACCUACACUCGGAACAACACGGUGACUGACAUCAACCGCUGGACGAUCAACUUCAACAUCGACGCGGGCACCGCCAGCAAGCUCACCGCGAGCUCGGUCGCGACUUUCACUAUCCAGCUUGCCGCGGCGAAGACGACCGCGGGCAACACGGACGCGAACCAGGGCGCUUUCCCGAGCUUCCCCAUCAAUACGUAUGUGAACGAUGAGGCAGACCCGCUCGUAUGGACGAUCCAGCCGUAUGAUAGCAGUAGCUGUGGUGAACGCUCUGCGAUCUCCUGUCAUCUGCUCACACAGAAGCUUCAGUUCCCUGGUACAUCGCUGAAGGAAGGCGACAACCGCUUCGUACUCGAGCUGCCGCACGCAGCUCCCGUGUACGUGCAAUACGACGCCCUCAGGCUUGAGCUGCAAUGA
Molecule: messenger RNA, 1923 nt
Organism: Trametes versicolor FP-101664 SS1
Lineage: Eukaryota; Fungi; Basidiomycota; Agaricomycetes; Polyporales; Polyporaceae
Product: galactose mutarotase-like protein
Exons: 23
Coding region: 1-1923 (640 amino acids)
Biological process (GO): carbohydrate metabolic process
Molecular function (GO): catalytic activity; carbohydrate binding
Source: RefSeq, a predicted model, not a curated record